CUGGCAGUGUCCCCUCCCCCAGACUUUCUGAACACAUUGCCACCGCAGCUCCUGGGAGUGAUUCCCUGGAGGCUACCCAGCCCGCUGCUUUUACAGCCGCCUCGGCGAGGAGCAUGCCCGCCCGCCAAGAAAGCGCCAACGUGAGACCUGCUUUCGCCAGCACCACAUCUGCUGGAGCCCUCAAGCCAACGGGACCCCUGGGGGCUGCCCAGUACUCAGGCUGGCAGCCUGCAAACCAAGCAGCUCCUGCCAGUGGAUGGACUUCAAACAGUAUUAAACCACCUGGAACAACUGACCCGAGUGAAAAAUUUGCGACAGCACCUCAGCUAAAUGAGCAAGACACGUUGGUUCAGAGGGCAGAGCAUAUUCCUGCGGGAAAGCGUACUCCCAUGUGUGCGCACUGUAAUCAAGUCAUUAGAGGACCCUUCUUGGUGGCAUUGGGGAAGUCGUGGCAUCCAGAGGAGUUUAACUGCGCUCAUUGCAAAACCUCCAUGGCUUACAUUGGAUUUGUGGAAGAGAAAGGGGCCCUGUAUUGCGAGGUCUGCUAUGAGAAGUUCUUUGCCCCUGAGUGUUCAAAGUGCCAAAGGAAGAUACUUGGGGAAGUAAUAAAUGCUUUGAAACAAACUUGGCACGUUUCCUGCUUCGUGUGUGUGGCCUGUCAUAACCCCAUCCGCAAUAAUGUCUUCCACUUAGAAGACGGCGAUCCCUACUGUGAGACAGAUUACUAUGCCCUCUUCGGUACUAUGUGCCAUGGCUGUGAAUUCCCCAUUGAAGCUGGAGACAGGUUUCUUGAAGCUCUGGGCCACACUUGGCAUGACACUUGCUUUGUAUGCUCAGUAUGUAGUGACAGUUUGGAGGGUCAGGCUUUCUUCUCCAAGAAGGACAAGCCACUGUGCAAGAAACACGCUCACUCUAUCAACAUCUGAUGCUUGGAGCUCAUCUUGUGUAACAAAUGUACUGAGCAGAAAGAAAGGUUAAAAUGUCUGUGUUCAAUAAUUGGUUAAAAUUAUUUCUACAUUAUUUUCUAGAAUGGAAGAGAAAUGUUUAAACUUGCGGAGGGGGUUGUACACUAAUUUUUAAAGCAUUUAUCAGUUAGGGUUUUGUUUCAUAAAAAGACAGGAAUUGGGAAUUGCACCCAAGCCAAACGAUUAGAGUGCCUUUACCUCUACACUUGGCACAUUACUGUAUUGGUUUCAUGAUUUUAUGAGCACAUUUAUAUCUGCUUCAGUAUGAGAAGUGAAACAUCUAUAAAAAUAAAUACCAGAUACUAGAAGUCUUGGGUUUGCUGCUAUUCAACAAAUAAAAGGAGGUUGGCUUCAGCGAUCCAGAUCACUUUAUUGCGCUGAUGUUUUUUAAAGUGUGUCUAGAAGUAUUGCAGCUAAACUCCAUUAAAAGGAAAUCGAAGCAAAGAUAAGAUUACAUGGCAUAUAUAGUUCAACAACUGAUAUUUUUAUCUAAUACUCGUAUACAUGAAGCCUCCUGCACAAUUACAUGUACCUGUGCCUUUGCAGUGAAAUCUCUGAUGGGUCUGCAAAGGACUUUACAAAGCAGUUAAGUGGGGUGGUGGUUAUGCUGGUGAACAAGAAUAGUUUAGAAGAUUCCAGUUAGAAGAAAACAUAAAUGGGAUACUCUUCCCUAACUCAUGUCCUACCAGAACACUAGCCAAAAAAACCUGCUAGUGAAGGUGUGUUUGACAGGAUGGAAAUGUCAGACCAGAUCUUAAAAAUAAGGGCGCAGGGAGUUACACUCUUAUGUUCGCAGUUCAGGUUUUAGAUGUUUUAAGUGCCUUGGAAAGGGGAAGUUGCACUGAAUCUGGAGGUAACAGUGUUUUACAUCCAGAAUGUGAGACUCUGGUUUUGAAUGAGGGAAACUGCUGAAGUGCAACUGAGGACAUUGUUUUUCUCUCAGUACAUUCUUUAACAUGUAGCUCAUGAAUAUGUAUAUUGGUGGUGUGCCAGGUAGUGUACUGAAAACUUACUUUCUUGCUCACUGUUACGAUUUUUAUUAGUUUAGGUUUUCUUUCUCUCUUUUCCUCCAGAUGUAGGGAAUAUAUUGUUGAACAAUAUAAUAUUGAGUUAGGCAGCUCAGUAUCUCUCAGUUCUUGCAAGGGAGCAGAGAGACAAUGCUGUCAUUAUGCAUUUACUGCGAGCCAGGAGACGCAGCCAAUUCUGUGGCUUGAUAUGAAUUUUGCCUCCAUACAGAGAGUCAGCACAAGACCUGUGCACCAGCUAAGUCCCACUUAACUUCAAAUUAGGGCUUAAGCGGUAUGGAGCAAUUGUAGGCAGAUAGGGAAGAGGUUGUGACCCUCUGCACGGAGUGAAUUUCGCUCCAGCAGAGUUGCACAACAGAGAAGGGGGCCCUCUCAGGGCCAGAUCAGGUUCCUGAAGGAAACUGAAUUUACAUGCUAUUUAAUUCAACUGGGAUGUCAGAGCUGAAUCGUUCGUCUUUAGUACUCUUUCCAGUAGACAUUAAAAGUAACCAUUUACUGGUUUUGUUGUUGGGUUGUUUUUUGGUUUUUUAUUCCCUAUACAAAGGGCAGGUUUAUCCAUAAAACCAAUGGGAAAAAUCACAAAAAAUUGCCAUGGGUGAGUAAAGCAAUUCUAACAAGGAAUGUCAACAAAAGAGGGGGAAAGAAAACCAAAACUGCUGUAGUGAAAUAUGAAAAGAUAUUUGACUUUCUUAUUAAUUCAGCGAGACAGGUUCACGUUGUGGGGCUGUUUCACUUUAUUUCCUGAAGCUGUUUUUCUUCAAUACUACCACGUUUCUUUUUUAACUUCUGGUGGUACGGGAGAAAUGGCAUAAAGCUGUUUAAAGUGUUUACACUCUUGUAGAUGUACCCUUUUGUGAGUUUGGCUGAAAAUCAGAAGGGUAGAAGCAGACUGGACAAGAUACGGUAAUGUAUGAGCCAGGUUGCUUUUUAAAUUAGGUGGAAUGUGGAGAAAUGAGACCUAGAGACUAGGUUUCAGUGGAGCUAUAUUGCACAUGCGUGAGGAAAGAGGAUGGGAAUGCACAGGAUAAGGCGUUCAGUAAUUUCUGCAAUUCAAACCUCACUAUUUUAAAGUAGGAUAGAAGCUUUUCAGUUUGUCAUUGUCCUUAAAAUCAAAUUGAAUUUUGUUUAGUUUCAUAAUUUUAAUUGGAAUUAUAUUUCUUAAUCCAUAUGCUCUAGGGUUUGAAAUUUUGCAGUCGUUAAUGAAUUUGGGGACAAUAGCCUGAAAGGCUCCAAUAGUACUGCUUCAUUUAGCUGCUUUGCCUUUUAAUUUCUGCUUUUAUCUAUUUGUUUAAAAUUUAAAAGGAGGCAUAGAGUCACAGAUACAUAAUGAAUAUUUAAUGGCUCUGCCAAAUUAUAUAAAUCAACUAAAAGGAACAUAAUUUUUAUCGUUAUUUUAAUAAGUGAGAUUUUAGUAGAGCACUUUAUAAUAAUGCCAUAUAUCUCACUGAAUAUUUAUUACCUUUUUUUGUUUAGGACUAUUUCAUACUGGUAUCUUUGUAUUUUGUUUUAUUUGCAAGCCCGCAUAUUUACCUCUAGAAUCUUUUGGGGCGUGAGUGUGUGUAUGUGUUUAUAUACACUUCUCUAUACAUGCACACAUAUGCGUGUACAUUGAGACACACAUAUAUAUGCACAUAUACAUACAUAUAUUUGACUGCAGACUUCACAUAGCAAAAAUCAGCACCGUGCUAUCAUCAUUUGGGGAUUUCGUGAGAUUCCCAACUAUUUUUCAUACAACACAUGUAUAGCAUUCAUGUUUUGAGGGAAUGUUAGAAAGUCAGGAGAGACAUGUUAGUAACCUAACUACUGUAGUUUUUUGCAUGCAUUUUCAGUCAGUAAUUAUUUUUCUUCCAAAACUGCCUUUAAGAGAAUCGGGUUUAACUCUGUUGAAGGUAGAAGGUCUUUAUAAGUGAAUAAUGGAAUCAUGAUGACAGUUUCAGUAUAUUGUAACUAAAUAAUUCAGAAUUAUGUGUAAAUAUAAAUGCUUAAUAUAACAAUGCAAUAAACUUAA
Molecule: messenger RNA, 3998 nt
Organism: Pygoscelis adeliae (Adelie penguin)
Lineage: Eukaryota; Metazoa; Chordata; Aves; Sphenisciformes; Spheniscidae
Product: PDZ and LIM domain protein 5-like
Exons: 7
Coding region: 114-926 (270 amino acids)
Biological process (GO): actin cytoskeleton organization; muscle structure development; heart development
Cellular component (GO): Z disc; adherens junction; stress fiber
Molecular function (GO): muscle alpha-actinin binding; actin binding
Source: RefSeq, a predicted model, not a curated record